Fusarium musae is the source of this 372-nucleotide messenger RNA. RefSeq lists its product as uncharacterized. The record is from RefSeq and is a predicted model, not a curated record. Bases 1 to 372 code for a protein of 123 amino acids. NCBI's taxonomy places the organism in Eukaryota, Fungi, Ascomycota, Sordariomycetes, Hypocreales, Nectriaceae. Gene Ontology annotation, molecular function: heme binding; monooxygenase activity; iron ion binding. The transcript has 2 exons.
AUGACGUGCCCUUUCAGCAACCCGAGAAACCUCUUCAAGGACCUCGCCAUAGCCCGAGAAACACAAAGUAUAGAAUACAGCGAGAAACUAGGAGGCUAUGCCAUCUCUCGCUCAAGGCCCACGGUACCCGAUUUCCCACCACAAGUCAAGCAAAUCUUUGCAAACAAGGUCCCGGAAAGGGGGACAUUGCUCGCGUAUGACAACCCUGAUCACGAUAGACUGCGAAAGAGCGUAGCAUUAUUCUUUAUGCCUAGAAGACUAGAGCGUUUUGAGCCUUUGUUGAGAGCAACAGCGCAUGAUCUGAUAGACGGGUUUGUGGAAAAGGGUUGUGCUGAUAUCAAGAGCAACUUUGCACUUCCAUUACCCCUAUAG